AUGGCUAUGAGUGCUCCUUGGAUGGACUGCAUGCCGCCCGUGCACACCAUCGCAUCUCCAGGGGCAGGCAACCUCGGUGUAUUAUUCGAAGAUCGAUCCAUGCACGUGGCAGAAAUAGCUCAUUCAGAACCACCAGCUACAAUGCCAUCAGCAUCUCCACCUGCCCUGCUUUUUCAACCCAAAGGCAGCCUAACGCCCUUGACAGUUCUCGUCGAAGCAACAUCCUCAAAGACUAAGCAGGCCCCGACGAAACAUGGACGGGAGUUCCACUUUGUCGACAUGAGGGACAAGAAAGAAGCGCAACGUAUUCGAAACACCAUAAAUUCUCGCAAGCAUCGUCAAAAUAAGCUUGAUAGAAUCAGGGAGCUGGAGAAGAAGCUUGCUGCCUCUGAGGCUGAGACACAACGACUGCAUGCCAAUGCAGAAGGACCAAGCAAGCCAGGCUUUGGGAAAAUUGGCACUAUCUAG
Molecule: messenger RNA, 468 nt
Organism: Exophiala viscosa
Lineage: Eukaryota; Fungi; Ascomycota; Eurotiomycetes; Chaetothyriales; Herpotrichiellaceae
Exons: 1
Coding region: 1-468 (155 amino acids)
Source: RefSeq, a predicted model, not a curated record